This is a messenger RNA of Lolium perenne, 3586 nucleotides long. RefSeq lists its product as uncharacterized. Lineage: Eukaryota; Viridiplantae; Streptophyta; Magnoliopsida; Poales; Poaceae. Gene Ontology annotation, biological process: regulation of transcription by RNA polymerase II. Gene Ontology annotation, molecular function: RNA polymerase II cis-regulatory region sequence-specific DNA binding; DNA-binding transcription factor activity, RNA polymerase II-specific. The record is from RefSeq and is a predicted model, not a curated record. Gene Ontology annotation, cellular component: nucleus.
CACGGCACGGCAGCAACCCUAGCUAACGCCGCCAACAAAGGCAGACGCAGCGAGCAGGAGCUCGGACGCGAGAGGGAGCCACCGCACCACACCAGAAAAUUCGCUUCUUUCUUCCCACGAGCUGCUGCUCCCCCCACACACACACCAAAAUUCCCCACACAUCCACCGUCCGCCCCGCCGUCCACAUCACCCCAACCCCGCCGCGGCCGCCAUGCGCAUCCGCCGCUACGCCGCGCGCCUCCUCGCGUCCUCGGCCGCCGCCUCGCCCCCGCCGCCGCCCGGCGCGGCGCCCUGGCUCCACGCCGCCGCCGACGACUGCGCCUUCUGCGACCUCACGCGCGGCUCCGACCCGCAGGUUGCUCCCGACGGGAUUAAGCACAAGGGCCACACACGCAUUGCUAGUCCGGAGCCGGAAGCCGAGAGCGACAGCGACGACCUAGCUCAGCGGCCGCCUGCCCCACAAGAAUGGGUUCCAGCUCAAAGAUGCGAGAUAGACCAUGCGCAAGGCGAGCUCAAGAGCGCCGGCCUGCCUCCACAGCCUCAUGCGCCGAAAGAAUCGAUUCCAGCUCAACGAUGCGAGAUGGAUUAUGAGCAGUCUGCGAGUGGAGAUGCCGCGGGAAUCGAAGUUACUGGGAGAGCUGCUGCGAAGCCAGAAUAUAUGGAGGAGACUACUCUUUCCAGUGAACUUGCUACUGAGCCGGCCGUCAAGCGAGGAGCUUUUGUUGUUGAUGUAGCUACUGGUGAGCAGGAAGCUGGAGGGACAACUCCUCUUGUUAAUGUCUCUGUCGCCGAUCCGGAGGCUACCGGGGAAGUUUCUCUUGUGAGUGGAUCGAUCGCUGGGCCAGAAGUUGCAAUGGGAGUUCCUUCUGCUGGUGAGGCUGCUGCUGAACGAGAAGUUCCGGAGGGAGUUUCUCUUGCGAGUGGGUCGAUCGCCGUGCCGGAAUUUAUAAUGGGAGCUUCUCUUGCUGGUAAAGCUGUUGCUCAACGAGAAGUUUCGGAGGAAGUUAUAAGGGGAGCUGCUUUUGCUGAUGAAGCUGUUGCCGAGCGAGAAGUUUACGAGGGAGUUUCUCUUGAGAGUGGGUCGGUCGCGGAGCCACAGAUUAUAGGGGGAGCUUCUCUUGCUGAUCGAGAAAUUUCAGGGGGAGUUUCUCUUUCGAGUGAAGCUACAACUGAGGCAGCCACUGUAGUCACUGCAUUGGGAGUUACAGCUGGAGUCCCCCUCGACACCGAAGGCAUUGCAGAACCAGAUUGUAUAACAGGAGCCUCUCCUGUCGAUGAAUCUGCUGCUGAAAUUGAUAAAAUGGAAGCCUCUUCUUCUGUCAAUGAAGCUGCUGCUGAAAUGGAUAAAAUGGAAGCUUCUUCUGUCAAUGAAUCUGCUGCUGAAAUGGAUAAAAUGGAAGCUUCUUCUGUCAAUGAAUCUGCUGCUGAAAUGGGUGUUACACGUCCAGGUUCCUUUGUUAUUGAAGCAGCAACUGAUCCAGGACUUCCAGAAAGAGUUUCUCUUCCCAAUGAAGCUGCUACUGAGCGAGAAGUUUCGGAAGGAGUUUCACCUGCGAGUGAAGCUGCAGCUGAGCCAGCAGAUGUAGUCACUGUGUUGAAAGUUACAACUGGAACUCCUCUCCACGGCGAAGGCGUUGCUGACACAGAUAUGGGGGCUUCUUCUGUCAGUGAAUCUGCUGCUGAAAUGGAUUUUACACUGUUAGGUUCCCUUGUUACUGAAGCUGCAACUCGUCCAGGACUUCCAGAACUAGUUCCUCUUGCCAAUGAAAAUGCUACUGAUCGAGUACUUACAGCAGGAGUUAUACUUGUGACGGAAACUGCAACUGAGUCACCAGAUAUAGUCACCGCGUCGGGAGUUACAACUGGAUCUCCCAUCGACAACGAAGGCAUUCCGGAGCCAGAUAUUAAAAUGGAAGCCCGUCUUGUCAAUGAAUCAUCUGCUGAAAUGGAUGUUAUACGGUUAGAUUCCCAUGUUAUUGAAGCUGCAGCUGAUCCAGGACACUCAGAAAGAGACUCUCUUGCUAAUAAAACUACCACUGAGCGGGAAGUUUCAGAGGGAGUAUCACUUGUGACUGAAGCUGCAACUGAGCCAGCAGAUGUAGUCACUGCAUUGGAAGUUACAACUGGAGCUCCCCUUGACAAUGCAGGCGCUGCAGUACCAGAAACUAAAAUGGAAGCUUCUCUUGUGAAUGAAUCUGCUACUCAAAUGGACUGUGUACGAUUAGGUUCCCCUACUAUUGAAGGCACAACUCAUCCAAGACUUGCAGAAAGAGUUUCUCUUGUGAGCGAAGUUGUCACUGAGGCAGGAAUCAUAGGAGCCGCUAACCUUGACACUGAAGUUUUUGUGGAACCAGAAGCUACAGGUGGGCCUUCUCUUGUAAAUGAAUGUACUGAACUGGAAAUUGCGGAGGGGGUUUCUAUUGCUAAGGAAGCUGCUGCAGAACAAGAAGUUACUGGCGAGGCUUAUGUUUGCAGUGAAGAUGCCGACGCUGCUUUAAAUAAGACACAGCCUCUUGACUGUGAUUUGGAUUGUGCCACUGUGCAGGUUGAAAAUGUAGGAGUGUCUGUUCGCGACGAAGUGCAGCCCUCUAGAGAUGAUGCAGCAGACGAGGUUGUUUCCGUAGGUUAUAUGAGCACUGGUCCUGAAAAGAGUCCAACUGCUGAUGAAGUAACACCACACGAUGACACACCCAGUAUUUCAUGUGUAUCAGGUAUAGUAGCUAGAAGCGUUGGUAAAUCAGGGAGGACUGAUAUCAUAUGUUAUGCUAGGCGCAGCGGUAAAAGAAAGCUGGAUAUGGCAGAGAUGAAGACAGAUCAGAUUGAAAUGGGUGAUGGUGACAUUUGUGAUCAAUGUGAGGAAAAGGCGACGUUGGACAUAACUGCUCCUUGCGAGAGUGCAAUGUCAACUGCUGGAUCUGCAGAAAUUAAACUUGCUGACAUAAAGAGAGACCCUGUAGACAAUUCAGCUUCAAGCAGGUGUAAAAGGAGGAAAGGACGAUAUGAAUGUGACAUUGAUUACUGCCGCAUGACAUUCAAGAAAAAAACCGAACUUUCUGUCCACAAGAAGAACAUUUGCACGGUCAAGUCAUGUGGCAAACAUUUCAGAUGCCACAAGUAUCUGAGACGCCACCAGAGCAGUCACAACGAAGAUACACCUUACAAGUGCCCGUGGGAGGAUUGCAGUAUGGCUUUCAAGUGGACAUGUUCUCUGGCUGAUCAUUUCCAGGUUCAUACAGGGGAAAAGCCCUAUAGAUGCAGGUCACCUGGGUGUAGCAAGAUAUAUAACUAUGUUUCUGACUUCAUCCGGCAUAAGAAGAGGUGCAAACCUCAGAGGUAAAAGCUUAUUCAGUAUUGCAGAGUUAGGAUAGGGGUAAAGCUCGUGCUUGCUAUUGUAGAUGGCUUCAUUAUUUUUGGAAGUUCCUUGGCCCAAUUGUUCCGAGUUCUGACAACUUAUAGCGGGGUUGUUGUUUCUUUAUUGAAGAAAAAAUGUUACAAUCUUCAGUUUAGAAGCUUCUACUGUGCUUUUCUUGAACAUCGGUGUACAUUUCCAAAUGCUGGUUGAUAAGAUCUGCAGUGUUUGUUGACA